This is a messenger RNA of Alternaria conjuncta, 546 nucleotides long. RefSeq lists its product as uncharacterized. Lineage: Eukaryota; Fungi; Ascomycota; Dothideomycetes; Pleosporales; Pleosporaceae. The record is from RefSeq and is a predicted model, not a curated record. Bases 1 to 546 code for a protein of 181 amino acids. The transcript has a single exon.
AUGGCGGCACAAGAAGUCAACAUAUCUCACGCGCUUCUCCGAAGUACUAUCGACUAUCUCCACUCCUUCACGAGCUAUGCUGUAAAGUUCAAUGGCGACCCACCGCCCUCUGUGAUCGCCUUUCCAGAUAGAGCUGCACCGGCUUUCGUGGACGCGUUAUGGAACUCGACAAACCUGACCACAACAUUCGAAAAUGUGGCCCGUAGUCUCACAAACCAGAUUCGCAAUACCUCACCCGAUCGACUGGAGGGUGUCACACAACGCUGGGUCACACACGUACGUGUCGACUGGGCAUACAUGGCUUUUCCAGUCGCGAUGCUCUCGAUAGGAAUCCUAUACGUGAUUCUCGUCAUAAUCGAGUCUGCACGACUGAGAAUACCAGUGUGGAAGGAGUCCGCGCUUCCCACACUAACGUAUGGAUUCGACAAUGAGACACAACGGCUGCUGAGGGAGACGGCACACUACAAAGGAGAUAAGAAGGUUAAGACGAGUGUGAGGUACGACCUGGAUGAACAGGAAGACUGUUUGAGAUUGAUGGCUGAUUAG